AUGGGGUCGCCAACAGACGGCCAGAGUGCCUGCCCUGACCUUGCAAGCAUAAAUCCAACUGGCUGCUGCUUCAAUUCCAUGCUCCAGAUCUUGCACAAAAAGCUCAUAGCACACCCUAGCCAGAAACACAGGGAAGAGAAUUCUGGAAAAUGUUAUUUCAGCCUAACCAACUUGACAUGGUACAAAGCCACCACCACAGGGUCCCCAUUUCUGAGAAUGGGAGCCAAAUUGAUUGGUAUCUGUCACUGUAGGAGAUGGUGGCUUGGAAAUGGACAUCUAGGAGACCUCGAGUCCCUGCAGUUUGAGUAUGGGAUUCAAGAGGAAGAUCGCAGCUUGCUGUAUUUGCAGGGUCGUUCUCGGGGACUGGUGAUCAAAACCUUUGCCCAUGCAACCUUCUUCUGCAAGCUACUCUGCUAUUUGAGAGAAUCAUUACAUGAGAAGCAAUCUUCCAGAUGUCUCUUGACUAGAGCUCCUGAUGACGCACUUGGUGAUGGUGAGUUGAAGGUGGGCAUCAUUGGAGGCAGCCACCUUGGGGAGCAGCUGGCUCGCGUGCUGCUUCAGCUUGUCCCCAUCCCUGCUGAAAGCCUGCGGAUCUCCACUCGGAGGCAUGAGCUUCAGAAACUGGGAAUCCAGUGCUUUUACCAUAACACUCGUCUGGUGGACUGGGCCAACGUCAUAUUCCUCUGCUGCCUGCCAUCUCAGCUGCCUAAAAUCUGUGUGGAAAUUCAAACCAGGCUUGAGAGAGCCUGCAUUGUGUACAGCUUUGUAGCUGCUGUCCCAAUACCCAGGUUGAAACUCCUGCUGAACCACACCAGUAUCUUGCGGCCUCAAUAUCAGUAUAGUGAAGAUUUUGUCAACAUCUGGGGCGCCAAUAAGGAAAUCACAGCUGCCCUCCAAGAUCCUGUGAUCCUUCAAGCGACCUGCCCCUACAAUCCAGCUGGGGGAGUCAUCCUCAACAUCAAGUGGUUGGAGGGAGUGUUCUAUGCAGCCCUAAACAUUUGCACGGCAAAGGAGAUGCCCUGCUCCCAGGCACUGCGGCUUCUGAAUGAACUGUUCCUCUCUGUGCACUUUGAAGACUGUGGGAAAGAUGGAGCAUCUUGCCCAAAAUUUCAACUCCAAGAUUUUGUCAGCAAAGCCUAUGCCAAGAACCUGACUCAGAGAAGGCCUUUCCCCUGGUUUGAUCUGACUGCUGUGCAACUCAAGAAAACUCCCUUCAGUCAGCAUCUCUCAACCAGCACUUCUCUCCAAGACCACCUUACUCAUCUGUACUGUGAUUCAUUCGGCAUCUCCAUAACCAGAGAACAGCCAGUGGUUUCCUCAGCUUCUUCAUCCCAGUAAGAGAAGAGACCUCAGAAUUAGGAAUUUCUCUCUCUCUCUCUCCAGUGGUUGUCCCCUGAUUAUCACAAUUGACAGUGGGAGUCAUGUGACUAUAUUGUGUUUGCCACGUGUUAGGCAGCAGAAUAUUGUACUGAUGGCUCUUUAAAAUGUGGUGUAAAACAAGAGGUCUCUUACUUCAGAAUAUUUGGGUGUGUUUGUCUUUGGAAGUAACCAAAUGAAACUACAUGACCUAACACAUUUAAGUAAGCUGCUUCCCCAGGAAAGCCUUGGUGAUAUAGAUGAUCUCUCUUCUAAAAG
This is a messenger RNA of Manis pentadactyla (Chinese pangolin), 1635 nucleotides long. It is a transcript of the gene NOXRED1, whose product is annotated as NADP dependent oxidoreductase domain containing 1. The record is from RefSeq and is a predicted model, not a curated record. The transcript has 8 exons. NCBI's taxonomy places the organism in Eukaryota, Metazoa, Chordata, Mammalia, Pholidota, Manidae. The coding region runs from base 1 to 1338 and encodes 445 amino acids. Gene Ontology annotation, molecular function: pyrroline-5-carboxylate reductase activity. Gene Ontology annotation, biological process: L-proline biosynthetic process.